Rhodotorula toruloides NP11 is the source of this 441-nucleotide messenger RNA. RefSeq lists its product as uncharacterized. The coding region runs from base 1 to 441 and encodes 146 amino acids. Lineage: Eukaryota; Fungi; Basidiomycota; Microbotryomycetes; Sporidiobolales; Sporidiobolaceae. The record is from RefSeq and is a predicted model, not a curated record. The transcript is spliced from 2 exons.
AUGUCGGACCUCAUUGUCGACAUCUCCACCGCCAAGCCGUCGCGCAGCGCGCUUACCAAAGCCUGGAAAGACGGCCUCCAGAUCGCCGUCCAGACGCAGACCACGACCACCGCCGUCCAGAUCGUCGAUGAGCUCGCCGGUUCUGAGCCAGCCAUGCGCACGACGCGGACACCCGCACGACCCGACCUCCAGUCUCGACUGGAGAAGAUGCGUCGCGAACGCAAGGAGCGCAAGGAGGCUCAGCAGGCGGCGGCGAGCGGAGACAUCCGUAUCGACAUGGCGCGGGGCAGGAGAGGCUCUGAUGCGUCGUUCGACGACGAGAAGAUCGAGAUGGACGACGUCGAGACGUGGGAACCGGACAUCGCCUCCCUCCCUCGAGACUCGCACGCCGGCGGCGGCGUCCGCUUCGUUCUCUCCGACGACGUCGACCAGAAGCGCUGA